AUGAGGAUACACCACCGGCUCUUGCGAUGCCUCGACUGCGAUGGCGCUACAAAGGAGAUUCGCAGCUUCCUGGAAGAACGUUUUCGCCGCAUUGACGGUUUGAGAGAGAACAAGUUCCUACUGACGAGGGGAGCCAUAUACGGACAACCGCUUGUGAUCCAUUACGAUGCAACUGAUGCGACGAGUCGAGGAGGCAUCGUAUUGUCUCCUGUACAGUCAUUGAGAUCAGUCCUCGUGCUGAAACUACAAGAGCCAUAA
This is a messenger RNA of Peronospora matthiolae, 258 nucleotides long. Lineage: Eukaryota; Oomycota; Peronosporomycetes; Peronosporales; Peronosporaceae. The record is from the annotation of a GenBank genome assembly.